AGUAUUUGAUGGAUCUAGCCAAACAGCGGCAAAGGGAAGUGUCCCUUCAGUAACAGGAAUGUGUCACUGCUUAUGUGCUGGAAAGGGGAGUGCCAUGAGAUCUGCUGAAGUGACUAUUUCCGUGGUUGCAUAUCUACAUGGGUUUGGACCCCUGCUGGGACUGAAUUAGGCGGUACAGGCAUCUUGGACUAUCAGGUAUUGGAGAGCGACUUUUUUUCUUGUUCAAGUUGUACGUGGCACGAGAACUGAAAGACAUCGCAGAUCUUUUUCAGAGACGCAAACAGAGUGAGACAAUCUCCAAGCCUCCCCUUCUGUAACCACCUGCUAUACCAUGGGAUGUCGGCAAAGCUCUGAGGAGAAGGAGGCAGCGCGGCGGUCCCGUAGGAUUGACCGCCACCUGCGCUCUGAAAGUCAGCGACAGCGAAGAGAGAUUAAGCUCCUACUCCUGGGUACCAGCAAUUCUGGGAAGAGCACUAUUGUAAAGCAGAUGAAAAUCAUUCAUAGUGGUGGCUUUAACUUGGAGGCCUGUAAGGAAUACAAACCUCUGAUUAUCUAUAAUGCAAUUGACUCUCUCACACGUAUUAUUCGGGCUCUAGCCACACUUAAAAUAGAGUUUCACAAUCCUGACAGAGCAUAUGAUGCUGUGCAGCUUUUUGCCUUGACAGGCCCAGCUGAGAGCAAAGGUGAGAUUACCCCUGAGCUCCUGGGAGUCAUGAAACGGCUCUGGGCAGACCCUGGUGUGCAGGAGUGUUUUUGCCGCUCCAACGAGUACCACCUAGAGGAUAAUGCUGCAUACUACUUAAAUGACCUAGAAAGGAUUGCAGCACUGGACUACAUCCCUACGGUGGAAGAUAUUCUACGUUCUCGGGACAUGACCACAGGGAUUGUAGAAAAUAAGUUCACCUUCAAAGAGCUGACUUUCAAAAUGGUGGAUGUGGGUGGACAGAGAUCUGAACGCAAAAAGUGGAUCCACUGUUUUGAGGGGGUUACAGCAAUAAUUUUCUGUGUGGAGCUGAGUGGAUAUGACUUGAAGCUGUAUGAAGAUAACCAAACAAGUCGAAUGGCAGAAAGUUUGCGACUCUUUGAUUCCAUCUGCAACAACAAUUGGUUUAUCAACACCUCCCUCAUUCUUUUUUUGAAUAAGAAAGAUCUGCUGGCAGAAAAAAUCCGACGCAUCCCUUUAACAGUCUGCUUUCCUGAAUACAAAGGCCAAAACACUUAUGAGGAGGCAGCAGUCUACAUCCAGCGCCAGUUUGAGGACUUAAAUCGCAACAAGGAGACCAAGGAGAUCUACUCACACUUUACCUGCGCCACUGAUACCAGUAACAUACAAUUUGUCUUUGAUGCAGUGACAGAUGUCAUCAUCCAGAACAAUCUCAAAUAUAUUGGCCUCUGCUAAGAAUCCUUGGGCUUAAUCUGUUUUAUUGAAGUGAUAAAAAAGGGGCUAACCACUGCCACUUCUCAUUUAAAAAAAUGGGGCAAUGCUUAGUAGCCCAAGGAGAGAAAAGGGGAAAUCUGAUGUAUGUACGCAGUUCCUCCUAUGUCCCCUUAACCUGCUACAUCAUUUUUCACAAAUAUAUGUUCUGGAGAGAGAAAGCCUCCUCUCCAAAAACCCCACACAGUUCCCCCCUACCUAGUGAAAAAAAAACCCGAACUAAAACAAAGAAAGAGAUUGAGGCCUAACUCUGUGGGUACUUUUUCACCACAGUCACUGCACUUUUAUUCCAUUUAUUUCAUUCCAUUUCCUACAGUGGGAGUGUUAUCAUAUUCUAUGUAAGAAAUAAUUCUUCAUCCAGUUGUCCUAAAAUUUUACUGACACAAAGAUAAAAAGCUGGUGAGUGACAGAUGAACUUGUUUGCAGGGUAUAGAGCAGAAUGGUUGUGUUGGGGAGAAAAGCUAGUUCAAAGCAGAGGCUACAGAACAGGCAAGUUUUAGCAAAAUACUACUUAAAUUUGUAGAGAAUGGGCAUGCACCCACAAUACUGGUACACACAAACAGUAUAUACAUAUACAUCAUGUGUGCACGUGACUCACAGCACAUACUACGUACACAUUUCUGCUUUACUUUACUGUUUAUCACCUUGCCUUUUAAAGGAAUUGUUGGUGUGCAACUGUUGUGUGAUUUCCAACCUGACAAGCAGCUUGUUCUGCUCUUGAAGACUUCAAAUAUGCAGCAAAACUACAUAAAAUUAAUCUAUGAAUAGGCCAAAUUAAGGUCAGUGUUUCUUCUACUAGAAAGGAGUUUUAUACAUCAAACCAGUCUUCUUUUACAUCUUUUUUUUGCCAAAUCUUGUGGUGUUUCACAAAAACCAAACUAUAUUUAAGUAGGUUAGUGUUCCUUUUUUAAUACAGAUAAAAAAAAAAAUAAAUCACAAGGCAAUUUUUAAAAUUGUUGUUGUAGUGUCUGGAUUGCUAAAUGUGAAAGUUGCCAACGGACAGUUCUGUUCCACUGCUCCAAAUACGUUCUGGGAAUUGUAAUAUUGUAACAGAUUUCC
Molecule: messenger RNA, 2494 nt
Organism: Nestor notabilis (Kea)
Lineage: Eukaryota; Metazoa; Chordata; Aves; Psittaciformes; Psittacidae
Gene: GNAZ
Product: guanine nucleotide binding protein (G protein), alpha z polypeptide
Exons: 2
Coding region: 332-1399 (355 amino acids)
Biological process (GO): adenylate cyclase-modulating G protein-coupled receptor signaling pathway
Cellular component (GO): heterotrimeric G-protein complex
Molecular function (GO): GTP binding; GTPase activity; G-protein beta/gamma-subunit complex binding
Source: RefSeq, a predicted model, not a curated record